Messenger RNA from Fraxinus pennsylvanica, 477 nucleotides. The record is from the annotation of a GenBank genome assembly. Lineage: Eukaryota; Viridiplantae; Streptophyta; Magnoliopsida; Lamiales; Oleaceae.
AUGCAAUCUGCUAAGGAAACAGCAGCCAAUGUUACAGCUUCAGCAAAGUCUGGCUUGGAAAAGACCAAAGCCACCGCGCAAGAAAAGGCUGGGAAGAUGACCACUCGUGACCCUGUGCAAAAGGAGAUAGCCACAGAGAAGAAAGAGGCCAAAAUCCAGGAAGCCGAGCGCCAGAAGCAUGAAAUGAGAGAGGCAGCUAAAGCAGGCAGAACAACCGGUCAUGGUUACACCGCUGGCGGCACCACCGGCCACUCAACUGGUAUCCACGACGCAACUGGGUACCCCACCACCGCCACCGACUAUACAGAUAUUGCUAGGACAGAUUACCCAUCUGGAACUACUACUCAGGGUGUGAUUGGGUCCCAAUACCCUCCUGGGACAAACACUGGAGGGGGUGGGAGGGUUGGAGUUCAAGACCCUAAUGCUCCCAGAGGUACCGGGGCUGGUUAUCAACAUCGGGAUACAGAUACCUAUUAG